AGGGUACUCUUUGAUUCUUUUGAAGUGCCUGGGAAGUGCCAAUCGUGUUCUGUUCAAAAUAACUCCUUGGAUAUGAUUGAUAUCUCAUUUGCAGAAGCCGUUGAAAUUGGUCAAUUUACAGAAUGUGUUGAGACUGAGAACAUGGUGAUGAACAUGCAAACAAAGAAUGCAAUUUCCCCAACUCUCAGGGACAUUGUAUUCCAUUUCAGUAAAGAUAAUGAAAGAUUAGAGCAAACAUUCCAUUUGAGGACCAUGAAACCUGGACCUCUGAUCAUGAUGAAGUGUCAACUGUCGAGUGUUGUGAAUGAGACAUUCAGUUAUGGUCCUACAUUUCACGGCCUGCAUGAGGAGAAUUGUUCACAUGCAUCAUACGAAGCCAAUCUUCAGGAGGAAUUUGAAGAUGUUGCUGCGGUGCUGUGUCAAGGGUUCCUGUUGUGGAAUUCUUGGGCCAAAAGUAGAUUAGCUUCUGCUGCUAAGAGACCUAAGAACAAAAACAUGAUGGAUGUUGAUAUUGAUUUCGUGAAAUCCUUGGACAAUGAAAUGCCUGAUAUAUUUUCUCCCCCCAAAAAUCCUAAGUCUUUGAUGCUACCUGCAAAUAGAGCACUCUGUAGCAACACACUCCCAAAGACUGCCAUUACUGCGGGGUGAAUCUCGUCAAAUUGUUUCUUCCUCCUAAUGUUCUGAAUAUUGUACCAUGGUCCGUAUUUCCGUUCAGUUUUAAGACUUUCAGUGGCUGCAUUAACUUUAACAUUAUUUAUGUUCUUAGUUCUCCAUCAAUUUGACGUUUGCAUUCUUGUUCGGAUGGGAUUUUAGACUUCUUCAUGGUACCUAACCUGCCCCCCUUGUUACUUUAGUGUCAGUUGUGGGAUAUCAACAUAGAUUCUGGUCCUGUUGCAACCUUCCAGGUUCAUGAGUACUUGAGACCAAAGGUAUGGUUCCUACUUCCUAGCCUCUGUAAGGAACAAACAAACAUUAGUUUAUUUGUGCCUUGUUUUAUCGGUGCUGAUUAUUCUGUUCUUGGUUGUUCCAGUUGUGUGAUUUGUAUGAAAAUUAUUCAAUUUUUGACAAAUUUGAGUGUUGCCUUUGUGGUGAUGAUUGCCAGUGGCAACAGGAUCUUACAGUUUUGUUUUCUAACACAAGUCUUCUCUACUUGCUUGAUUUCUUUGUUUUCUUUAUUUGUAAUUUUGGGGCAUGUAUAGUGAUCUUUCAUGUGAUACAGCAAUCUAUUUCGUGUGUUUGGUUGUACUGUGGGAAGCAAUGAGGCACCAAUUUUUGGAAGCUAGCAAAAAUCUGAUGCGGUAAAUUUAACAGAAGAAUGGUAUGAAUUAUGAUUUUUCUGCCUGAUUUGGGUUAAAGCAUAAACAUGGAAUGCCCCG
Messenger RNA from Rubroshorea leprosula, 1376 nucleotides. NCBI's taxonomy places the organism in Eukaryota, Viridiplantae, Streptophyta, Magnoliopsida, Malvales, Dipterocarpaceae. The record is from the annotation of a GenBank genome assembly.